Messenger RNA from Pimephales promelas (fathead minnow), 2715 nucleotides. NCBI's taxonomy places the organism in Eukaryota, Metazoa, Chordata, Actinopteri, Cypriniformes, Leuciscidae. The record is from RefSeq and is a predicted model, not a curated record.
UUGUGGGUGUGCACGGAGAAGUAAAAUGGCGGACUUGGCGAACGAAGAGAAGCCUGCCAUAGCUCCUCCAGUGUUUGUAUUUCAGAAGGACAAAGCACAGAAGAGAUCCGCCGAUGGGUCGAGUGCAGAGGACGGAGACGAUUCAGAUCGGGAUGAUGUCGAAUACUGUCCCCCAGUAAAGAGAGAGAGGACGUCAUCUUUGACCCAGUUCCCCCCAUCACAUUCAGUUCCCAAGAAUAAUAUCUUUAUGCCCUCAAGUUUAUGCCAAUCUCCAACUGGUAAUUCAGACUCUGAGCCAGAAGAGAAGCCCGUUGGGUUCAGGUUGAAACCCCCCACACUCAUUCAUGGCCAGGCCCCAAGCUCAGGUUGUUUUCCAGGCGUUCCCAGUCAGAAGCCCAAAGAACAGCAGCGCAGUGUUCUGAGACCAGCCGUUCUGCAGGCUCCUCCGGCCAAGACCCUCACAGAACCCGUCAAGACCAACUCCAGCUGUGGGACAAAUGGAGUGGGGAAGUUUGGAGAUUCAUCAUCAGAAAGCCGAUCCGUUUUCCUGAACAACACAGAGAGCUCAGACAAAUCACCGAAGCGGGAGAAGGAAGGAGAAGAAAAUGGAGGCGGACAGAAAGACGACAGCAGUCAGAAGAAGGACUGUGCGGUGGACUCGUCGUUUGUGUUCGGGCAGAAUAUCAAAGAGCGAGCGAAGUUGGAUGAAAACAGCACGUCCAGUGACUCCACGCAAGAUUCUCAGUCUGGCGGCACCAAUUAUUUCUUACAGUACAUGGGCAGCGCUAGCUCCAACAAUGCCACAAACAGCUCGGAUAAAGGCUCCAAGUUUGUUUUUGGCCAGAACAUGUCUGAGAGAGUACUAAGUCCCCCGACAGGAGGCGAGGCGCCAACAGAGGCCAUUAAAGACAGUUCGGCUCCAGCGUCCGAGCCGUCGUCACAAGAGGCCACGCCGGAGAAAAAUCACAGUGUAACAGAGUCUCUGGAAGAGUCAGCAGCCGCGUACACCAAAGCCACUGCCAAGAAGUGCAUUCUGGAGAAGGUGGAGGUCCGUACGGGAGAGGAGGCGGAGAGCAACGUUUUACAGAUGCAGUGCAAGUUGUUUGUGUUCGAUAAGCCAGCUCAGUCGUGGGUGGAACGAGGCCGCGGUCUGCUCAGACUGAACGACAUGGCGUCCACCGAUGACGGCUCGUUACAGUCCAGAUUAGUGAUGCGUACGCAGGGCAGUCUGCGAUUGAUUCUCAACACGAAGCUUUGGCCUCAGAUGCAGGUGGAUAAAGCCAGUGAGAAAAGCGUUCGUAUCACAGCCAUGGACACCGAGGACCAGGGAGUCAAGGUCUUCCUCAUAUCGGCGAGCUCUAAAGAUGCGGGUCAGCUGGCCGCCGCUCUACACCACCGGAUCCUGGCCCUGAGGAGUCGUGUGGAGCCGGACACUGAGAACACACCCGCCCCGGCAGAACCAGAGAUCCCACAGUCAAGCGACGACGACGAACCCACUAACAACAGCAGCGCCACCAACUCCACCGGCACGGGGAACUCCACCAGCAGCGGUAACUGUGAGAACAGCGAGACCCCAGCGGGCGAGAGCACAUAGCAUCAUGAAGCUCUGCUCCAGCCACAGCCGCCCACCUCAGCGCAGGCAUCUCUGCGGACAGCCCAGUCAGACCGGUCCGAGGACCCCUGGGACUCACCCAAACUUCUGUAGUUCAUUUUCCCCUCCAACAUUUAUUGUAAAUCUGGAGCUGUUUUUUUUUUUUUUAUCGUUUCAUUUGUUUUUAGUUGUUUUUUUUUUCCUCUUGGACUGCAAAUAAACAAAUUAAAAAGACAACAAAAAAAGAAAAAAGGAGAAAAAAAAAUCGAGACUUUUCCAUGUAUGGCUUUGGACUUGGUUGCUCAUCAUAUUGAUGAGUGUGAGGGUGUUUCUCUCUCCGUUUAAGACACGGAAUCGACAAGACUGCAGUUUCUACCGUGGGACCGUUUUUUACUCAUUCGCUCUGUCUCUCUCUCUAUCUCUCUCGGCUUCAGACCACUUCAUCGUGACCUCGCCGCAUCAUCACACUUAUCGGCCAACCAGCUGGCCGGUAGCAUCAGUCACCUGACCUAUAUCCCCUGUGUUCGGUGUAGUUGUACCAUUUUCUGAUUUCUGCCAGAGCGUCUCCUGGAUGUUCACUUUCCAGGACAUGAUGACACUUUUACUAGUCUGCUAAGAUGGUAGUUAGAUUUCUCAUCGGUGUUAACCAAUAAAGGACUGAACCAGCACACGGACCCGUGCUGUAGUCAACCUGUUUCUAGACCUCGCCCCUGUAAAAGAGGAAAAUCGUCUCUUCACACAUCAAAUUGAGUUGUGUAGCUUCGAUAAUGUUUAAUAUUUCUUUUUUUAGUUGAACUGAUGAGAAUUUAACAUUUAAAGCAGCGUCUCUGUAUGUUUUUAUUUUCCAUAUUCUGAGGGUUUGUAUUGUUUUGGCCUUUUUUUUUUUUAAAUAUUGAUUUACUAUAUUAACUUUUUAUCCAUUUUCAUGUCGUUUGGAGAUGAUAUUUCUUCGUGUGUUGGAAGUUUGAGUGCAUUUAGACAGGAAAAAAAAGGACAAAAAAAAAAACUUGUACCCUUGAAUGUUCUGUAAAUUUCUAUGCGUAUAUUAUCACUUACUAGCACACCAUGUCUCCAAACUCCUUUACAAAAUAAAUAGUAAUAUCAAAGUAAAAAAAAAAAAAAAA